Diuraphis noxia (Russian wheat aphid) is the source of this 885-nucleotide messenger RNA. Its product is annotated as jerky protein homolog-like. The record is from RefSeq and is a predicted model, not a curated record. Lineage: Eukaryota; Metazoa; Arthropoda; Insecta; Hemiptera; Aphididae.
AUGUUUUAUGGCAUAACUCCAUUAGAACUACGUAAGGUCGCCUAUGAUUUUGCAGAAAAAAAUGGCAUGAAACAUAAAUUUAAUAAAAAUAAACAGAUUGCUGGUAAAGAUUGGUUUCAAGCAUAUCUAAAACGACAUCCAAAUCUGAGUAUACGAAAACCUGAAGCAACUAGCCUAGGCCGAAUAUCAGGAUUUAAUAGAGAAUUUGUAGAAAAGUUUUUUACUAACCUGAACGAAGUUCUUUUAUUACAUAAAUUUAAACCAGAUCGUAUAUACAAUGUUGACGAAACGGGCAUCUCAACUGUACCUACACCAUCCAAAAUUGUUGGUCCAAAAGGUGUAAAACAAUUAGGAAAAUCAGUAAGUUGGGAAAGAGGGAGGAAUAUAACUGUUGUGUGUGCAAUCAGUGCUUCUGGAAAUUAUAUUCCCCCAAUGUUUAUUUUUCCACGCGAACGUAUGUCAGAGCAGUUAACCAGAAAUGGCCCAGUUGGAGCAAUUUAUAGUUGCUCAAAAAAAGGUUGGAUAAAUGAAGACUUUUUUUUAGAUUGGCUAAACCAUUUUGUAAGUUUAUCUUUUGCCUCCAAAAAAAAUCCUGUGCUCUUAUUACUAGACAAUCAUUGUAGUCAUUCAACAUUAGCUAUUUUUGAUUAUUGUCGUAGUAAUGGUGUAAUUAUGUUGUCAUUUCAAAAAAUAACUCCUUAUAAUGUAGCUGAAAUAUUCAAAGAUGCUUAUGUUCGAAUUUCAACUAUAGAAAAAGCUCAGAAUGGAUUUCGUGUCAAUCGUGUGGUUCCAUAUAAUCCAAAUAUAUUUACUGAAGAAGAUAUUUUACCAGCCACUAUGAUUAUGGAACCAACUACUACAGUUAUAUCAGUCAUAAUGGUGUAA